Striga asiatica is the source of this 1382-nucleotide messenger RNA. NCBI's taxonomy places the organism in Eukaryota, Viridiplantae, Streptophyta, Magnoliopsida, Lamiales, Orobanchaceae. The record is from the annotation of a GenBank genome assembly.
UGAAGCCCAUUUUAGUAAAUUCCGACCAUUAAUUAACUAAUCUAAUCUCCCUUUUAGUCAUCGCCGUGUUUGACUUCUAAGAACAUAUAAACACACUCAUUUACAGCUUUUCCGCUCGCACAAUUUCGCCGUCUCUAUGCGCCAUUUUUGCUCUCUGCAAAAAGAAAUCUCAAGCUCGCUAAAAAACCAAAGAGUGAUUGAAUAUAUUUAUAAUUAUUUUUUUAUAUAUUUGAUGAAUAUGUUUUUUAGUUCAAUUUCAUCUUUUUCCGAUUGAUUUAACGAUGAACAGAGGAGUUAGUGGAAUCGACGCGCUGGAGACGAUAAACGCCGCCGCCACCGUGAUCGCCUCCGUCGAGGCUCGCGGCCCUCAUGGGUCCUAUCAGAAAAGGCGCUGGGCAAGCUGCUGGAGCAUCUACUCCUGUUUCGGGUCGAACAAAAACAACAAACGUAUUGGGCCCGCCGUUCUUAUCCCCGAGCCCACUACACUCUCAUCCGGGCCCAACCCGCCCACUUCCGGGCCCGACCCGCCCAUACAACAAGCCCAAUCAAUCAUGCUUCCUUUCGUGGCCCCUCCUUCUUCACCCGUCUCCUUCAUCCCUUCCGAAGCCCAAUCCCCAACCGGCGUGCCAACUUCCGUUGGGCCCUACUCUCCAAAUGGGCCCAAUUCAAUAUUCACCAUUGGGCCCUACGCCCACGAUACUCGGCCCGUUUCUCCCCCAGUCUUCUCCACCUUCACAACCGAGCCCUCGACUGCCCCUUACACUCCUCCGCCUGAAUCGGCCCAUUUAACUACUCCCUCUUCACCCGAAGUUCCGUUUGCUAGGCUUCUCGAGCCGAAUGUUCAGAGAUACCCUUUUGGUCAAUACGAAUUCCAGUCGUAUCAGCUUCAGCCGGGCAGCCCGGUCAGCCACUUGAUCUCGCCUAGCUCGGGAAUUUCGGGUUCGGGCACAUCUUCGCCAAACGUCCCGUUUUUCCUCGAAUUCAGGACGGGCAAUCCGCCGAAGCUUCUUGAUCUUGAGAAGAUCGUUCAGCUGGAUCGUGAGAACUCGAGUGUGGUGAAUCACAAAGUGUCGAUCGAGAUGAAAGGGAAUGAACUUGUUGAGUCUAUUGAGAAUAAUGGCGAAGAUCAUAAAAGAGAAGAAAAAAGAUCGAAAAUGGAAGAAGAAGAAGAAGAAGAAGAAGAAGAAGAUACCACUACUGUAAAAAACGAGAAAAAUCGAGCUGAUGAUGGUGAUGACAUUGAGCAGAAACGUGAAAAAACCCGAACAAUCACACUUGGAUCGAGCAAGGAAUUUAAUUUCGAUGGUGUUAAUGAGAAGGUUGCUGACGAGGAUAGGACUCCGGAUAACCACUGGUUGUUUUUCCGUUUUUCGCACUCGUGA